Molecule: messenger RNA, 3722 nt
Organism: Drosophila virilis
Lineage: Eukaryota; Metazoa; Arthropoda; Insecta; Diptera; Drosophilidae
Gene: MsR1
Product: Myosuppressin receptor 1
Biological process (GO): G protein-coupled receptor signaling pathway
Cellular component (GO): plasma membrane
Molecular function (GO): G protein-coupled peptide receptor activity
Source: RefSeq, a predicted model, not a curated record
GCUGCUGCGAAUCGCGCACAGUUUCAGUUUCCGCUCGCAACGUUUAGCUGGCAUCGCGCAUUCUUCGCAUCGUUCGCCCUCGUCGUCGUCGUCAUUAUCGUCGUCAAUUGUCCGAGUCCAGUUCCGGCUCCUCGUUGCGAAUAAAAUCAUGCGAAUUUUCGGCAACGUUUUGUCAGUUGUGUUUUGUAUUUCGUGCGCCGCGAAUCGGUUUUAAUAGCCGCACGAUCGGCUUGGCUUCAAUAAACCAGAAAACUUUUAACGGAACGCUAUUUUAAAUGCUUGAAUUAAAUCUUUGGAAACUUUCUCAAAAACUGUGUUGUUAAUUUUUAAAAUAGUGCACAGAGCUUAGGCUGAUUUUAACAAUCACAUUUAAAUACUGUUAUUAAUAAAAACAAACACUGAUUGCUAACGUAGUGGAAAUUUGAACAAUAUUUAAUUAUUAAUGCGUCUGCGCGCAACGCAUUUAAUGCACAGGCAGCCGCCGCCGCUGGCCUUGGCAGUCGCGGCUGCAUUGACUACAGAGCGGCAACAGUAGAGUGUCAACAACAACAACAAUAUCAACAACAAAAACAAUAAAAACACCAACAACAAGCAGCUGAACAACAAGAACAACAAAAACAAUGGCUGGCGGCAGCAAUGAUACCACGCCGCUCUAUUGCGGCACGGGCACGGAUAAUUUUCAUACGAGCUACAAGAAUAUGCAUGGCUAUGUCUCGCUGGUGGUCUGCAUACUGGGAACCAUAGCCAACACACUGAACAUCAUUGUGCUGACACGACGCGAGAUGCGUUCACCCACAAAUGCGAUUUUAACGGGCUUGGCUGUGGCCGAUCUGGCUGUGAUGUUAGAGUAUAUACCGUAUACGGUGCACGAUUACAUACUGAAGGAUAGCCUGCCCAGGGAACAGAAGCUGAGUUAUGGUUGGGCCUGCUUCAUUAAGUUCCAUUCGAUCUUUGCGCAGGUGCUGCACACCAUCUCGAUCUGGCUAACAGUUACGCUGGCUGUCUGGCGGUACAUUGCGGUGGGCCAUCCGCAAAAGAAUCGUGUGUGGUGCGGCAUGCGCACCACCAUAAUAACCAUAACAACAGCCUAUGUGGUUUGUGUGCUGGUCGUUUCACCCUCACUGUAUCUGAUUACCGCCAUAGCAGAGUUUAUGGAUCAAAUGGAUGUGGAGGGCAAUCUGAUCAGCAGCAUACCCAUGAGUCAGUAUGUGAUUGACUAUAGAAACGAAAUGCAGGCUAAAAUGUCUGUUGCCGUAAAUGCCACUCCCACUAGCCCCACGGCCAAUGUUACGCAGUGGUUGAACAUGAGCGUCUUGGCCACAUCGCCAAUGCCACCAACACCUGUGCCGCCCGCCUCCUUGGUGGUGCGCAACGUGACCGUCUAUCGAUUGUACCACAGCGACUUGGCCCUGCACAAUACUUCACUGCAGACCGCAACAUUUCUGAUCUACAGCGUGCUCAUCAAACUAAUACCUUGCAUAGCGCUGACCAUACUCUCGGUGCGGCUCAUUAUGGCACUGCUCGAGGCAAAGCGACGCCGCAAGAAGCUCACCAGCAAACCGGCGGCCAGCAACGGCACCAAGACUUUGGUCAACGGCAAGUCAGCGGAACGACCGCGCAAGAAUAGCAAAACGCUGGAAAAGGAAAAGCAAACGGAUCGCACCACUCGUAUGCUGCUGGCGGUGCUGUUGCUGUUCCUAAUCACAGAGUUUCCGCAGGGUAUUUUGGGACUGCUGAACAGUGUGCUGGGCAAUGAAUUCCUCAUGCAGUGCUAUUUAAGACUGAGUGACCUUAUGGACGUACUGGCUUUAAUCAAUUCUAGCAUCAAUUUCAUACUCUAUUGCUCCAUGAGCAAACAAUUUCGCAGCACAUUUACGCUGCUCUUUCGACCCAAGUUCCUGGACAAGUGGCUGCCGGUGGCACAGGAUGAACUUGCCGCUUCACGAGCGGAUGGACUGCAGCGCUCUGUGGUCGCAGCGGUGCCUGACAAGUACCAGUCGACGCACAAGCAGCCACAAGUGGUGACGCUUGCCGCCACCACAACGACAAACAAUGCCACCGAAGUGACGAAUCUGUAGCAGCAGCAGAAGCAGCAGCUUUUCUAUCCAAAACCACCAAUAGAGCGCACAUGCAGCCAGGUGGCUGUUGCCAGCACUAUUGGAGCAAAUCCUUUGAAGCGUUGCUUGUCAGCAGCUAAGCUGGCAGCGCUGCCUACGGCACCAUACCAAGCCAUUGUCGUGGUUGUGGACAGCAGCAGCGGUGCCCUAGAUCAUCACCUGUGCGCGCCCAUUGUCAGUGCCAGUUCCACCAAAAGUUCCACUCAUGUCGCGUAGUGUUGAGCACACAAAAGCGGAUAGCUGCUUAUGUAAAUUUAAAAUUCAAUAAGUCUUGUUCCGUGUUUAAACGUGUUUGGUCCAAAUCUACAGUUUACGGUUGAUAAGUUAUUUUGUGGUGCGCACAAUAAACUAUUGCAUAUAUAUUAGGGCAUUUUGCAUAACGUCAACAAUAACCACAACAUCAACAAAAUAUAUAACAAUAAAAAAUUGAUAAUAACGCGCAGCAUUCAUACGCACCGUUGGAUUCCCCACAGCCAUAUGUAUGUAUGACAAGCAGCAGUCCUUUACAGUUCAGAGAAUUCCCAAAAAAAAAAUUUGUUGUGUGCACAUGCAAGAGUACACGUAACAUCGCCCCACCACCUCCCACAGCCACCCCGUGAAGCUGCUGUCAACUGCAAAUCAAACAGGAUGACAAAGCGUACAUAAUGCGCUUAUGUAAGUAUUGGAUUUUCAUUUACAUGCCCCAAAAAAUAGCUGUUAGAGUUGUGCGCGAAAAAAAAAGGAAUUUUUUUUCCAUAGCAACUAUUCAAUGUUGUCGCAGUGUAUAUAUUUACAGCUAUUAAAUAUAAAUAGAAAAUAAUAUGAAAAAAAAGAAAAUACAUAAAUAUAUAUAGUUCUUCAAAUUUAUUUUUCUUACUUAUAUUGGUUUGAAUAUGCAGUGACUGUGCAAAUUUUUGUUAAAAUCAUUUGCGUCAAAUUUUAAAUAGUUGUACUUUUUGUACUUACGAAAUUAGCUUUUGCUAUAUUAAUCGAUGCGCUUUUAAACAAUCACUGCAUCCUUUUUAAGCCAAUAAUAAAAAUAAAUAUAUAAUUGAGUUGAUAUCGAGCGAUUUUAUUUAAAGGCAUCGACUGUUAACGAAAUUACUUAUAAGUGAUAGGCGAAGGCUGCAUAAAACUGUUGUAUAUGCAUACGAAAAAAAAUAUAUAAAAUAUAUAUUGAUGGAAGUGUUUGCUACUGAGCCCCAGCAAAUAUUUUCAAUCAAUUAUAAUAGGUACACAUAAACUUGUGUAUGCAACAUAAAUUGAAUUGUUGAUAAAUUAAAAAAAAAUAUAUAUUAAUAUAAAAUCAGCCGUGCAUUUGAAUAAAUAUGCAGCUCACUUCGGAUGCUUUGUAAAAAGCACUAAAAUAAUAAAUCUAAUAUAAAAAAUGUAACAAUAAGUAGAUAAGUCAACAAAAAUGAUAAGCACUUGGUAAAACAAAAUAUAAUUUAAUUAAAAUGUUGUCAUUUCGCUCGGAAAAGAAAGUAUAAUAAUACAAAAUAUUGUUGUUUGUUAUAAUAGAUAUAAUUCGCUUAUAAAGUUAGUUGCGUAAUUAAGUCCUAUACACUUAUAUAUAAUUUAUGUAAAGCUUGAUUAUUCUUAUGUAAUAAAUGAAACAAAAAACUA